This is a messenger RNA of Porites lobata, 2288 nucleotides long. NCBI's taxonomy places the organism in Eukaryota, Metazoa, Cnidaria, Anthozoa, Scleractinia, Poritidae. The record is from the annotation of a GenBank genome assembly.
AUGCCAGGAUAUGUACCUAUAUGUCCAAUAACAGUCACCUCUGACACAUUAGAUGGUGUGCAUGAGAGACAGCAGCUACCCUUGAAACUUGCUUGGGCAAUAACAAUACACAAGAGUCAAGGUUUAACACUGCCAAAGGCAUGGAUUGAUAUUGGUCACACCGAAAAAACUGCAGGCAUUUCAUAUGUAGCCAUCAGCAGAGUACGAACACUUUCAACUUGCAUCAUUGAACCAAUGACUUUUGAAAGGCUGACAAGCCUUAAAAGGUCUAUAAACCUAAAAUUUAGACUUGAAGAAGAAAGGAGACUUAAUAAUCUCUCAAAUUUCAACUAAUCACAAAGUCAUAUGCUAAGAUAUUAACCCAUUGACACCUCUGCCAGGCUCACCCAGCAAUGAGCAGACCACAGCCUUUGUGUCAUCAUCACUUUUCAAGCCAGAUGAUGUUCUUGAUAAUCAGCUCAUAAAGUGAGAAAAGAUCUUUCAAAGCAUCAUUAAGCCAAAUACCCUGUUGUGGUCACAAACGAAAUGAAUCAAGUGAUUGUGCUCAGUCACGAUAUUGUACACCACAUUGAACUAUAAUAAUUGUGUCAACUCAUCUUCCGAUACACUUUGUAAUAUCCAGUUUCUUUUCUUUUAUUAAUUAGGAAAAGCCUUUUCAUCACCAAGCAGUUUACACUUAAACACACCAGAGAUGGAGGAAAAACCAACACGUAAGUUAUAUGUUAUUUACUACAUAUGAACAAGCUUCCUUAUAUAACAUAUAUAAUAAGGUGGCAGGAGUAAAGUCUAUCACAAGUUUAUUUCUUGUAUUGCGCUUUUCUUGACAAAAAACAAGUUCCUGAUUACUUCAACUUGCUCCCCAUAAUCUGCUUACUGUUUAACAAUAUAUAAAACUUGUCUUUCCAGUACUGUGCACACAUUGUAAAGUAGCACCUUUACACUCCAAAACUGACCACCAUUUACUUGCAGUUGAAAAACAAAAGUUUAUUGCAGUCAAAUCUGACAGACCAUAAAAACCUAAAAUUAUUUCUCGAAUGUGUAUUCUGUUGGAAUCAAUCAGAUGCAAUUAUGCUUCGGUUUCAUCUACCUUCAAAUUCCUCACAACCAGCUUUACAGAAAUAAUUUCACACUUUGUCAGGUUUGAAUGUAAGUAAAUCUUUAUUCCUUCUUUAUUUGCAAAAAAAAAGAAAGUCAUUUCAACCAUUUCACUAACACUUGCUUUCUUUUCUUUAGCCCCCAACAGCUACAAAACUGUCUCUGGCUAUAUCCACUCAGUAUCUCCUGUGAAGAAAGCUGCCAAUUCACAAACAAAAUACUUCAAUUGUAGUAUUCAAACCAAUGACACAGUGGUUAGGGCAGUCUGCUUUAAUCCUGACAAGAAGCCUCAUCUGGAAAAAAUCCAAAAAGGGAAAACUGCUGUCACCCUCUUCAAUGUCAGAAGUUCAAUAAAAGAUGAAGUUGAAAGUGUCGUAAUCCAAAAUAAUACCAAGAUGCAACCAGUGGUUCUACCAUUUUCAUAUAAAGACAUCAGCAUGAUGUCGUCAUUGCCAAGUCUCGCAUCGCUUCAAGAUGUUUCUUUGGAACAACUGGUAGAAGUGAAGGCCAAACUUACUAGGCUAACUGCAGUUAAAACUCAAAACAACCGUUUUGGCCAAACUCUUCAGAAACAAGAAGCUAUUUUAGUUGAUCACACCACCUCAAUCAAAGUGAUCCUUUGGCAGGAACAUUGUAACACACUUACUGAGGAAAAAACAUACAGGCUAAGGAACCUAAGGAUCAAAGAAUCAUAUGGAACAAGAUACCUGAACACUCCUAAAUCAGAGCACUUUGAAUUCGAGGAAAUUCCUGCAUUCACCCAGACGUUAGCUGCUGUUGCAACUGACAUAGAGUCUCUGUCACAGGCCAAGAUGUCAGCAAAGAUCAUUGGUGUACAAACUGCAACGAAAUCCCUUUCUUGUGUGGCAUGUAAGAAAAAGGUGACCAUUAAGACCAGUGGACAAAUAGCAAACUGCCAAUCCUGUAAGCUAAUGCAAAAGGUUAAUGCUUGCAGCCCACAGUGGAUUCUGAAAAUUCUAUUUCAGAACACUAACAACAUCAGUGAAAAGGUUGCAAUUAUGCUAUUCCACCAAGAGGUAACCAAACUCGCAACAUUAUCAAGUGAUAUUAAUUUAAAUCUCAUUUCAGAGGAAGAAUUGAUUUUAACACUCCUAGAAAUGGACUCUGAGUUCCUCAUCACUUAUAAUACUUCUUCCAAUAAGCUGAUAGAUGUUUCACAAAUAAACAUUUAG